This is a messenger RNA of Aphidius gifuensis, 1311 nucleotides long. RefSeq names its product carboxypeptidase N subunit 2-like. Gene Ontology annotation, molecular function: protein binding. The transcript is spliced from 4 exons. The record is from RefSeq and is a predicted model, not a curated record. Lineage: Eukaryota; Metazoa; Arthropoda; Insecta; Hymenoptera; Braconidae. The coding region runs from base 70 to 1242 and encodes 390 amino acids.
CAUUUAGUCCAAAACAUUCACAGGCAUUGUCAUUUUGGAGACAGAGUAAUAAAUAUCAAUCGAAAUAAAAUGGGAACAUCAUUUCUAUUAUUAUUAUUUUCGGUGGUUUUCGCUGUUUGUAUUUCGAUGACAAAUGCAGCAAGAUGGACAAUGGAUCCUUCUGAAAUGCUUGAAGAAAAUCGACAUGUUUGUCAAAAUUAUUUUUGCCACAACACAUCAAUCUAUUACGAUUUCUAUAUAUGCAAGCGUUCGAAUAAAAGUCUUACUGAUAUAUCAAUAACAAAAACAACAACAGAAUAUCUUCCACGUGAUUUAUUCAAAGGACUUGAGCAUCUUACAAAAUUAUCAUUAGAAAAAGUUGGUCUAGAAGAACUUGAAGAAGAUAUUUUUGAAGAUUUGAGUAAUCUUUCAAAGCUGGUUUUAAAAGCAAAUGAACUUACAGCUCUUCCAAAUACUAUUUUUCAUCAAUUAAAUAAUCUUGAAAUAUUAGAUAUUAGUUCAAACGAAUUAGAAUCAUUUGAAUCAAAUACUUUUGAAGGAUUAUUUAAUCUUAAAAAACUUGAUCUCUCAUAUAACAAAUUAAAAUCAUUGAAAGGAUCAUUGUUUAGAGAGCUUCAUUCUCUUACACGUUUAAGUUUGAGUUCAAACAAACUGACGAAACUUGAAGCUGGUGCUUUCAAUGGUCUACUACAACUUGAAUCACUUGAUAUUAAUUAUAAUAAUUUAAAUACUCUUCCAAUUGGAAUAUUUAGUGAACUGAUAUCUUUAAAAGAUUUGCAACUGGCUUCAAAUAAAUUAACUGGUCCUCUUGAAUUUGGUGUAUUUGAUGGAUUACCAAGUUUAACAAGACUAAACUUGGGUGAAAAUAAAUUAACUCUUGUACCAGAAGCUUUUUCAAGUUAUCUUGAUACUCUCAUGUCAUUGAAUUUAGAAUUAAAUCAUAUUGAAGUACUUGGAGCAAAUGAUUUUGAUGGUUUAACUAAUUUAAAAAGUUUAAAUUUAAACAACAAUAGUAUAAAACAUAUUCCAGAUGAUAUUUUUAGUCAAAAUAAAAAUCUUGAAUUUUUACAACUUGAUUAUAAUGGAAUUGAAAAUAUUGAAUCAAAUGUCUUUCAAGGUUUAAGUAAGCUAGAAAUGAUAUCAAUGCGUGAUAUUAAAUUAAGAUGUUUUGUUCAAAAAUGUUUCAAUGGACUUGGAUCAGUUAAAAUGUUUUUGUCAACUUAUAGAAAUGAAGAUUUUUAAUUAAUAUAUCAAUUUCUACAGUUACAUUAUUCAAUCGAAAUUAAUUUUUUCGAAAUCGAAAUACACAAA